AUGUAUCGACGGGCUUUGGACACACGGGAGAAGUUGCUUAGACCGGAGCAUCCCAAGACACUUGUGAGUGUUAGUGACUUUGGCAAUUUGCUUAACAACCAAGGGAAAUAUGAAGAGGCGGAAGCGAUGCAUCGACGGGCGUUGGAAGCACGAGAGAGGGUGCUUGGAUGUGAGCAUCCUGACACACUCAUCAGUAUUAACAAUCUUGGGUCGGUGCUUGAUAAACAAGGGAAAUAUGAAGAGGCGGAAGCGAUGCAUCGACGGGCGUUGGAAGCAAAAGAGAAGGUGCUUAGAUGUGAGCAUUCCAAAACUGUGACCAGUCUCGAUGCUCUUUAG
Molecule: messenger RNA, 336 nt
Organism: Penicillium malachiteum
Lineage: Eukaryota; Fungi; Ascomycota; Eurotiomycetes; Eurotiales; Aspergillaceae
Product: tetratricopeptide repeat protein
Exons: 1
Coding region: 1-336 (111 amino acids)
Biological process (GO): microtubule-based movement
Cellular component (GO): membrane-bounded organelle; kinesin complex; cytoplasm
Molecular function (GO): kinesin binding
Source: RefSeq, a predicted model, not a curated record